Messenger RNA from Capsicum annuum, 4702 nucleotides. RefSeq lists its product as uncharacterized. The record is from RefSeq and is a predicted model, not a curated record. Lineage: Eukaryota; Viridiplantae; Streptophyta; Magnoliopsida; Solanales; Solanaceae. Gene Ontology annotation, molecular function: protein binding.
CCUGUGUUUUAAUUGUGGAAUUUUAUGAUCUUCGAUGCUGGAUUUUGCUAGUUUAUGUUGAGUUUAUUUGCAGGUUUUGAAGAUAAAUUUGUUCUAAUUUGUGAAGUAUUAAAUUUUGUAAGCUAAGAAAAGUUUCUCAAAUUUUAAAGCUAAGAUUUGUGUAUGUUAGAUUAUGUUUGAUUGAUGUUUCAGUACGAUGUUCGGUGAUUUGGAUUUUGAUUUUUGUGAUUUUUAAUUUAUAGAUUUUAUGGUGUUUAUUGUGGCAUGAUCUUGAGUUUAUUUACUGUCAAUUUGAAGAAUUUGUAGUUAUGUAGGCAGGUUGAACCUAAUUUUAGUUCGAUUUUGGGCAGCAUUAAAUUUUGAAGUUAAGAAAAGUUCCUCGCUUUGGUUGUAUUUUGUGUUUAUUAAAUAUGUAAUGGAAUAGGUAGGGGCGGACUAAGUUGCUUGGACUCUUUGAAAAUGUCAUUGGGUAUGUAUUGGAUCCUUCAAAAGUAGUGCAUUUUCGGAGGAUCCGACGCGUGUGUGGCAACAUUUUUGGAGAGUCCGAGCAACUUAGGGGGCGGAUGCGGAGCAUAAGAACUAGAUUCAUCCGAACCCUUGCUAUCGUGUUCCAUGUUUAGAGUACUUUUGUGAUUUUUCAAUUGUUGAAUAGUAUAUGGUGUAAUUAUGGUUAUUGCGAAUUGAUCUUUGCUAGGGGGACACGUGCUGGUUCAUGUUGAGUUUAUUUGCUAUCGAUCUGAAGAAUUGUAAAGUUUUGUUAUGCGGAUUGAACCUUGAUAUUCAUGUAUUUGGGACAGCAUUGUUUGUUUAAUAUAUGAUGAUGAUAUGAAAUGAAGUUAAAUGAAGAAAUGAUUAGAUGGUUCAUUAUCUUGAUUGAUGUUUCGGUGUUUUGGACUUUGAUUUUUGUGAUUUUUAAUUGUAGAAUUUAUGGUGUUUAUUAUGAUUAUUUGGCGCGAUCUUCGAUGCUGGUUUUUGUUAAUUUAUGUUGAGUUUAUUUGCUGUUAAUUUGCGGAAUUUGAAACUAAUUUUCCUUCUUAUUUGGCAGCAUUAAAUUUCUAAGUUUAGAAAAGUUUCUUUGGUUGAAUAUUCUAGAUUUUUGUGUUUUGUGUUUAUUAAAUAUGUAAAUGGAAUAGUUCGGGUCGGACGGAUGCGGAGCAUAAGCACGAGGUUUAUUCGAACCAUUGGUGUCAUGUUCCGUGUUUUAGGAUUUUGACUUUUGUGGUUUUUUCAAUGGUUGAAUAUAUGGUGUUAUUGUGGUUACUGUGACUUGAUCUUUGUUGGGGGGACACGUGGUAGAUUGUUUUGAGAUUAUUUGCUAUCGAUCUGUGGAUUGUAAACUUUUGUAUGCGGGUUGAACCUAGAUAUUUGUGUAUUUUGGCCAGCAUUAUUUGUUUAGUGUAUGAUGAUGAUAUGAAAUGAACUUAAAUGAAGUAGUGAGAUUCAUACAGCCAAACUUAACAUGUUUGGGACUGAGGCAUAGUUGUUGUUGACCAACAUUUAAUUGUCAAGUUAGAAAAAUUUCUUCCUUUUGGUGUUUCCCCCCCUUUUUGUUGCAUAUAUAUGGUGUUGUAUACAUCAUAGUUGUCAAGUUUCGGUCUUUCUAUUAAAUAUGUAAUAUGUAAUGGGAUAGGGUGGAUGCAGAUCACAUGCUAAGAGCCUUAAAAGUCAAAUCCAGCAAGAUUAAAUCCUGGGUUUGUAUAGAUUUUCGUGAAGUCACGUUGUAGGCUUGUUACGUGCUUGUUAUACUGUGAUACGUAACUAUUGUCAAUUGAGGAAGUUGAAAUCAUGACUUUCUCCAUGACCCGUGUGUUGUAAUUAAGUUAAGGCCAAAGUAGCAGAAAUGAAUAUGCAGAGAAAAAUGCAUGGGAACACUGAGAUAAAAUUAGGAACAAAGAGAUUCAUGACAAGUUGGGAGGGUCUCCUGUGGUGGAAAGGAUGGGGGAAGGGAGGUUUAAAUAGUUUGGACUUCUGACACGUACAUAGGAGCAAAUACCCUGGCAAGGAGGUGUGUGAAGUUGGCUGUAGUGGGCAUGAGGAGAGGGAGAGGUAGGUCGAAAAAGUCUUGGAGGGAGGUGUGUCGGCACGAGAUGAUGCUACUUCAGCUUACCAAGGAUAUGACGCUUGAUUGGAGGGCGUGGAAGGUGUGUAUUGGGGUAGAGGAAUAGUUGGUAGGGAGCAUUUUUUUCGUCCAGGAGUAUUUGUGUGAUUAUUACGUUUGCUUAUGCUUAAAUCUCUAGUACUCCCUGUUUGUUUCUUCCAUUUCGUUUUUCUUAUUAUCUUCUUGUUGUUACUGUUUGUUAUUACUGCUUCCUUCUCAUCACUUCUUGAGCCAAUGAUCAACAAGAAACAACCUCUCUACCCUUACAAGGUAGGGGUAAGGUUGGCGUACACUCUACCUUCCUAAACCCCACCUAAGAGAUUAUACUAGGUAUGUUGUUGUGUUGUUGUACCUAGAUAUAGGUUAUAACUAUUCUUCUCUUUUCUGGCCGGCGUUGAAAAUGAAGCUGAAAACUUUACUUCAAGGAUUGUUAAGUGUGUUCAUUUGAUACGCUCUAUGCAUAUCCAUGCAAGUAUUCGUGUUUCUAAUGCUCUGGCUUCUUUUGCAAUGCAUCCCUGUCUAAUGGAAUCUUUGAUUUAAUAACAAGCUGGUCUUUGCGGAAGCCUGGAUAGAGAACAAGAUGAUGCAAGAAACAUGUUUAUGUGCCUUGCUUCUUAAAUAAAAUUAUAUCUAAUCUUUUUGAUUCUUUUGUUUUUUUGUGUGAAUGCAUCUGUGGAUUGACAUAGUGUUCUAUAAACAACAUUAACCUAGUCUUUCUCUAUAUGGAUGCCCCGACACUCUAGUACUGAAGUGCUGUAUGAGUAUCUUGUCCCAUAGUUUUUCUUGGAAGUUUGUAUUAGUAUACAUUUUCUCAAUUCUUGAUGUAGUUUACUUUUGUGGUUAACCUUUUUAGUUUGUAGGUCAUUUGGUUUGGUAAAACAUGUCUCAUCAACAAGAGGAUGAUGCUGAUUACAUGGAAAACGAGUAUGACAUGGAAGUUAUAGAUGAUGACAUGGAUGAUGAGUUCCAUGGCCGAGAUAAUGGUGGCUCUGAUUCAGAUGGAGAGGACUAUGACUAUAUGAAUAAUAAAAUGCAAGAUACCUCUGCUGCCGAGGCAAGGAGAGGUAGAGACAUUCAAGGGAUUCCCUGGGAAAGGCUUAGCAUAACCAGGGAGAAAUACAGGCAAACAAGAUUAGAGCAGUAUAAGAACUAUGAAAAUAUUCCACAAUCUGGGGAGGCAUCAGAGAAGGAAUGCAUAGCCACAAAGAAAGAAGUUUCAUACUAUGACUUCAGACGUAAUUCAAGAUCUGUUAAAUCAACAAUUUUGCACUUCCAGCUGAGGAAUUUGGUCUGGGCAACCUCCAAGCAUGACGUGUACCUUAUGUCACAUUUUUCCGUCAUUCAUUGGUCAUCCUUGACCUGCGGCAAAAAUGAAGUUCUGAAUGUAUCAGGGCAUGUAGCACCGUGUGAGAAGCAUCCUGGGAGCCUUUUGGAAGGUUUUACACAGACUCAAGUCAGCACUCUUACAGUGAAAGACAAGUUGCUGGUUGCUGGGGGAUUUCAAGGAGAACUAAUUUGCAAGUAUUUAGACAGGCCUGGAGUUUGCUUCUGUUCGCGGACAACAUAUGACGAUAAUGCAAUUACUAAUGCUGUUGAGAUUUAUAACACUGCCAGUGGUGCACUUCAUUUUAUAGCUUCGAAUAAUGAUUCUGGAGUUAGAGAUUUUGAUAUGGAGAAAUUUCAACUGUCCAAGCAUUUCCGUUUUCCGUGGCCAGUGAAUCAUGCAUCACUGAGCCCUGAUGGUAAGCUUAUCGCAAUAGUUGGGGAUAAUCCUGAAGGUUUGUUGGUUGAUUCCAGGAAUGCAAAGGUUGUUUCACCUUUGAGUGGACAUAUCGACUAUUCAUUUGCGUCAGCGUGGCAUCCUGAUGGCCUAACUUUUGCAACUGGCAACCAGGAUAAAACCUGCAGAGUAUGGGACAUACGUAACUUGUCGAAAUCAGUCGUUGCUCUGAAGGGUAACCUUGGAGCUAUUCGAUCAAUCCGCUACACAUCUGAUGGAAGAUUCAUGGCUAUGGCAGAACCAGCAGAUUUCGUUCAUGUUUUUGAUGUAAAAAGUGGGUAUGAGCAGGAGCAAGAAAUUGAUUUCUUUGGUGAGAUAUCAGGUCUGUCUUUUAGUCCCGAUACAGAGUCCCUUUUCAUUGGAGUCUGGGAUCGCACAUAUGGUAGCCUUCUUGAGUUUGGACGGCGGCACAACUACUCAUACCUUGAUACAAUAAUCUGAACACCACUCUUGCAUGCUUCUUUGGGUACGUUUACUUGGCUUGAAGUGGCACUGGCUUAACUUUGUAAAACCACUAGCAUAGUCAGGAGUUAGUAGUGGAUUUGGCUGUAAAUUUGUUAUGUUGUGCAAUUUAAGUCUGUCACAUAAAUUGAUGUGUUGUGCACCAUUUCUAAGUAUCAGAGGAUGUAGAAUGGAGGGAUGUAUAGAAAGGGAAGAGACUCCGGUGAUGUGAACAAGAAAACUUAAACAAAGUGGUGUUUCCAUAAGGCAUAGGCCAAAAACUUGAUCUUGUGUUUUGGGGCUAGGGGUCAUGUAUUGAGUCCUUUAAUUCAUACUGAAAGUUGACUUACUGAUUUGCAUCUGUCCUCGAAGCAUUUGAUUUA